Messenger RNA from Phyllostomus discolor (pale spear-nosed bat), 1950 nucleotides. It is a transcript of the gene ACKR3, whose product is annotated as atypical chemokine receptor 3. The record is from RefSeq and is a predicted model, not a curated record. The transcript has 2 exons. Bases 171 to 1259 code for a protein of 362 amino acids. NCBI's taxonomy places the organism in Eukaryota, Metazoa, Chordata, Mammalia, Chiroptera, Phyllostomidae. Gene Ontology annotation, cellular component: membrane. Gene Ontology annotation, molecular function: coreceptor activity; chemokine binding; G protein-coupled receptor activity. Gene Ontology annotation, biological process: vasculogenesis; chemotaxis; angiogenesis.
GCCACCUAGAGGCGCCUCGCCGCAGUGUAUAUAUUGCGAGUCCGCGGCCCCGGAGCUCUCAGUCGCUCGGAACUGCUCAGCCCUAAGGCGGGGAGCGCACGAGCCAGAGCCCGCCGGGAGCUUUGUGGUCCGACUCCCUGCGCAGGCGCCCCGACCGCGGCCCCGGCACCAUGGAUCUGCAUGUCUUCGACUACGCGGAACCGGGGAACUUCUCCGACAUCAGCUGGCCCUGCAACAGCAGCGACUGCAUCGUGGUCGACACGGUGACGUGCCCCGGCCUGGCCCACAAGAGCGUCCUGCUCUACACGCUGUCCUUCAUCUACAUCUUCAUCUUCGUCAUCGGCAUGAUCGCCAACUCCGUGGUGGUCUGGGUGAACAUCCAGGCCAAGACCACCGGCUAUGACACGCACUGCUACAUCCUGAACCUGGCCAUCGCCGACCUGUGGGUGGUGGUCACCAUCCCGGUGUGGGUGGUCAGCCUGGUGCAGCACAACCAGUGGCCCAUGGGCGAGCUCACGUGCAAGGUCACCCACCUCAUCUUCUCCAUCAACCUCUUCGGCAGCAUCUUCUUCCUCACGUGCAUGAGCGUGGACCGCUACCUGUCCAUUGCCUACUUCACCAACACCUCGAGCCACAGGAAGAAGACGGUCCGCCGCGUCGUCUGCGUCCUGGUGUGGCUGCUGGCCUUCUGCGUGUCCCUGCCCGACACCUACUACCUGAAGACCGUCACAACCGCGCCCAACAACGAGACCUACUGCCGGUCCUUCUACCCCGAGCACAGCGCCAAGGAGUGGCUGGUCGGCAUGGAGCUGGUGUCCGUGGUCCUGGGCUUCAUCAUCCCGUUCUGUGUCAUCGCCGUCUUCUACUUCCUGCUGGCCCGUGCCCUCGCGGCGUCCGGCGACCCGGAGAAGCACAGCAGCCGGAAGAUCAUCUUCUCCUACGUGGUGGUCUUCCUGGUGUGCUGGCUGCCCUACCACGUGGCCGUGCUGCUGGACGUGGUCUCCGUCCUGCACUACAUCCCCUUCACCUGCCAGCUAGAGGGCUUCCUCUUCACCGCCCUGCACGUCACGCAGUGCCUGUCCCUGGUGCACUGCUGCGUCAACCCCGUGCUCUACAGCUUCAUCAACCGCAACUACCGGUACGAGCUCAUGAAGGCCUUCAUCUUCAAGUACUCGGCCAAGACGGGCCUCACCAAGCUCAUCGACGCCUCCCGGGUGUCGGAGGCCGAGUACUCCGCGCUGGAGCAGGGCGCCAAGUGAGGCCGGGUCCGGGGGCGCGCGUGCUUGCUUUCGGCCGGGCUCCCGGCCCCCUCGUGCCCGGGAGCGAAGCGAAGGGCUUCGGGGCUGGAGACCCAAGCGGCAUGAAGGUGGACGGUGUCUCGCUGCGCUUCCUCCAUCUGUCUUUGAGGCCAGCCCGGCUGUCGCGCGGCCGUGACACCGACGGGGCUCGCCUGCACCUCUGUACUAUAGCGCUCUCUGUGUCUUCCUGAACGUUUUCUACCGCGAUUUGUAUUUAAAUGCUCAGACUUUAUUUUCUCACUUUCGGCGUUACAAAUGUAUUCGACAGUUUAAAUCUAUUUUACCUGUUGUACGGAAACGCUAAUGCUGACGUGUACUCCGUGUGGUAGUGUGAAGGCGAGGUGGCCGUCGGGGUGGGCGGAGGGCGAUGGGGACCGUUGGCUGCUGGGGGAUGAUGGGCACCCAUAAACGUGUAGACACGCCCCGGCCUCGGCGGACACGUCCCGUGCACGGCACUGCUGCGUGUCUGCCUCGCCCUGGCCCGUGGCCCAUUUCCCAGGGCGACGGUGUCUGCGGGCGCAGCGAGGGGACGGACACGCAAGACCACGCCUGGCCCGGGCUGCGGCGCCGUGCCUCGGUCACAUGCCGUCACGGGUCCGAGAGUUCUCUCCGUCUGUAAGUUAUUUUUUUAAAAAUAAAGGUUGUUUUUGUU